GUACCAAUUAGUAUGCUAACCCUAAAAUCAAAAUACCCGAUGUUUACGUUUUCAAUUUCAAAUUGGGCAAAUAAUUACUCUUUUCUGCUCACAAAUUUUGUCCUAAUCAUUCCCAGAUAUUGACCACCUAAAACACUCUUCUCUUCCACCUCAAAGAUCGAGACUUUCUUAUUCGCAAGCUCAAGGCUCAAACUUCCGGUCAGGGUAUCAGAUUUCGGCUUUUUAAAGUCAAUUUAGUGACACCCUUUUGAAUUGUUUGAGGGGGUUUUAGAAGUUGGGGGUAUAGAACAAUGGGUAGCAGUGAGUCAGAUAAAACUUCAAAAGAGAAAGAGCCAAAGAUGUCACCUGCUACUAAUACACAGGAGCAGUCUUUGAGCACUAGUGCUGGGACAGUCAAUGCAGAAUGGUCAGGGUUUCAGGCCUAUUCUCCCAUGCCUCCGCAUGGCUUCUUGGCAUCAAGUCCGCAAGCACCUCCAUAUAUGUGGGGGGUUCAGCAUAUUAUGCCUCCCUAUGGUACCCCUCCACAUCCUUACGUUGCAAUGUAUCCUCAUGGUGUAUAUGCACAUUCAUCUAUUCCUCCAGGAUCAUAUCCUUUCAGUCCUUUUGCCAUGCCGUCUCCAAAUGGCGUUGCUGAGGCUUUUAGAAAUACUCCUGGAAGUAUGGAAACAGAUAACAAGCCAUCUGAAACAAAAGAAAAAUUGCCAAUUAAAAGAUCGAAAGGAAGUUUGGGUAGUUUGAACAUGAUUACUGGGAAGAACAAUGGGCUUGGUAAAACAUCAGGGCCAUCUGCAAAUGGGGGUUAUUCUAAAAGGUAUGGUGAAAGCAAAUUAAUUGAUGAGGGCUUUUUGGCUUUGCUAUUUCUUGGAUCUCUCAAUCCACCUAUAUAGGGGUUUGAAGGAAUGACGAAAGGAAAAAAGAGGAGGGUUCUGGGGCAAAGCCAUUAUUGCAAGUGCUAGGGGCUUCUUAUUUUUCCUGAUAUUGAGGUGCUUCAUUGAAAUGUCAAGGGCACUCUUUAUGGAAGAAGCUCUCUUCUUUUCCUUUUCUAGUUCCAUAAAAUUUACUUUACUUCUUGCACAGUGUAUCUUGUCUGAGUAUGCAUUGCUUUUACCUUUUGCUAAAUUAUAUGUUAGAGUCUAAUUUGGCUGCUGUUAGAAUUAUUCUGGAUAUGCAGUGCUGAAAGUGGAAGUGAAGGAAGUGAUGCAAACUCCCAGAAUGUAAGUCUAAUCCUGUUGAAUUUAUUCCUUUAUUUGUCAAUUAUAUUUCCUUUUCUUUAGGUGUGUUGACGCCUUAUUGAUGCAGAAGGUUUUGAAGUGAUCUUUGACCCUAGGAGGAUUUGUGCUUUUGUGGAUUAAACACUUUGUUGUGGUCAACAUUUCCUCUGUAAUAUGUUUAAUUAUUUUACUUGGGAGCCUUUAUAAGAGCUGUUGCUGUUUCCUUUUCUUUAUCUGUGAACAUCAAUUGUUCUUGAAAAAAUUGGUUAUGUAAUCAGUGUUUUCUGGUGCAAGCACCUUUUCAUC
Messenger RNA from Rubroshorea leprosula, 1517 nucleotides. The record is from the annotation of a GenBank genome assembly. Lineage: Eukaryota; Viridiplantae; Streptophyta; Magnoliopsida; Malvales; Dipterocarpaceae.